AUGGCAGCCCCGGAGGAAGAUGCUAUGGGUGCCACGGAGCAGGGGGUGCAGGUGAUCUGGGAUACCAUGGAGCAGGUGGCCCGUAAGAGCCAGCAGACAGUCCAGCAUUGCGGCCAGGCCAUCCGGGUGGAAGCCGUCCGGUCGGAAAAGGGGCAGACCCCAUACCGGCCGCUGCUGGCAUACAUGGAUGAGGCCGCGAUCCAGAAGCAUGUCCAUCCAUGGCAGCAGAUAUUAGCAUUCAUUGCCCGCACGCAGGCCCCGCAUGACUGGGCCAGCCCGAAAUACGGGAUGACCGCCCGGCAGCGCCAGAAAUGGCGGCAGCUGUGGCAGCUCACUAGCCACGCCCCAGGUAGCGCCGACCCCCAGGGCAGCCAGGGCGCAGUUUCAGGGGACCUGGAGAACCUAGAGGUGUGGGCCAUGACUGACAUUAAGAAAGCAUGCUUAGAAUUUUGCAUUGAGCUGCUCAACCAGCGCCAUCGCAGCCAUGAAUAUGAGAGUGCAUUAGUAUGUGCCAUGGCAGUACUGGGUCAGGGUGAGGCUGGCUGGCGGGACCCCGAGAGCUACCCCCUAAUAUUAUCCCGCGUGAUCAAGGUGGCCCGAUUCAUGGUGGUGCAGAAGGCGUUAUGGAUGGACCCCAAUCCAUGGCAGAUCAUUCAGACCUGGGCGCGGAAGGACCAGAGCGCCAAAUGGGUGCUGGCCAGCGCGGAUGAUCAACUUGGGGAGAUUGAUGAGGGAUAUGGCAGCGAUGACCCCCCAUCCACCCUAUCCCACAGGGGGCGGAGGACCCUACUAGAGGCCGAGUUAGGGUCUAGCCUGAAGGAGGAUAGCGGGGGGCUUGGCAGAGAAGGGUCCGACUUUUGA
Messenger RNA from Aspergillus udagawae, 861 nucleotides. RefSeq lists its product as uncharacterized. The coding region runs from base 1 to 861 and encodes 286 amino acids. The record is from RefSeq and is a predicted model, not a curated record. Lineage: Eukaryota; Fungi; Ascomycota; Eurotiomycetes; Eurotiales; Aspergillaceae. The transcript has a single exon.